GAUUGAUAUCAGGUCGCGCCUUCCUGUUCUACAUUCACGCCUUCCUUCCUUCCUUCCGUUCUUCGACAGAAUAUUAAGUCCAGCAGAGCUGCCGAUCUACCUCCGGUCAACCUUCUUCUCAAGACACAGAACGUAAACUACAGUCGAUCUCUCCACCCUCGCUCCGAAUCUCAAGAUGCGUUCUUCAAUCAUUCUUGGUUCGAUCUGCGCCGCUCUGGCCAUGGCUUCUCCCAUCAAUAAGGCUGUCCACAAGAAGGACUUUGUCUACGAUGUCACCACCGAGAUUAUCACUAUCACUGUCACUGAAGGCGAGCUUCCUGCUACUAGCCCCUCCGUCCCUAAGGUCACCAUUCACACCACCGUGACUCCAACCCACAAGGUUCACAGCCAUGUCAAGUCCUCCUCCACCUCGGUCUAUGUUGCUCCUGCACCUACGACCACCUCGAUCGCUCCCGCACCUCCAUCGACCACCCACACAACCCCAGCUCCGGCACCAACCACUUCAACUACCGAGGCUGCCCCCGUUGUUGUUGCGACAUCUACGCCCGAGGCCAAGGUCGUUGCUACCUCCACCGAGGCUGCCCCUGCUGCAUCUGCAACUGACUAUCAAUCCACUGCCCUCUACCACUCCAAUGCCCACCGUGCCAACCACUCUGCCAGUGCUCUGGUCUGGGACGACACUCUUGCCGGAUAUGCCUUGGCCACAGCUAACACUUGUGUCUUUGCCCAUGACAUGACCGAGGGAGGUGGUGGAUACGGCCAAAAUCUUGCAGCUUAUGGCACCACUGGUGACAUUGCUUCCUUGGAUCUUUCUUCCUUGGUUGCUGAUGCAAUCACCAACCAAUGGUACUAUGGUGAAGCUGCCAACGUUCCUUAUGGCCAGAAUGACCCAGCUGUUACCAACGUUCCCGAGUUCUUGCACUUCACUGCGCUAGUCUGGAAGGCUAGCACCAAGGUUGGAUGUGCUACAGUCCAAUGUGGGGCUGGAACAAUCUUCAGCUAUCACAGCUUGUACACUGUCUGUGACUAUGCCUCUGAGGGCAAUGUCUUGGGCGAGUUUGCUACCAACGUGGUUGAGCCAAUCGGCCUCGCCGGCAUCACCGCAUCCAUCUCAUAAACAAAUUUGGUUACGAAUGAUUCCAUGAGCAUCACGGUUCCUACACUGCUCCGGAAGCAAAGCCAUCUUCAUGUACAAUUUUGCCGGUCGUUGUGGUCGUGCGCUGGUCCACGGCUCGACAAUCACUUAUACACGCCUCAUACACUGGUUGAUUAUGUUGGGAUAGAGCACUCCUCUGGAGGGUGACCAAAAAUUUCUUUCAACU
Molecule: messenger RNA, 1322 nt
Organism: Mollisia scopiformis
Lineage: Eukaryota; Fungi; Ascomycota; Leotiomycetes; Helotiales; Mollisiaceae
Product: PR-1-like protein
Exons: 4
Coding region: 176-1117 (313 amino acids)
Source: RefSeq, a predicted model, not a curated record